Messenger RNA from Lepus europaeus (European hare), 1136 nucleotides. RefSeq names its product nuclear receptor subfamily 0 group B member 2 (gene NR0B2). The transcript has 2 exons. The coding region runs from base 25 to 807 and encodes 260 amino acids. The record is from RefSeq and is a predicted model, not a curated record. Lineage: Eukaryota; Metazoa; Chordata; Mammalia; Lagomorpha; Leporidae. Gene Ontology annotation, molecular function: transcription factor binding; transcription corepressor activity. Gene Ontology annotation, cellular component: cytoplasm; nucleus. Gene Ontology annotation, biological process: circadian rhythm; negative regulation of transcription by RNA polymerase II.
GGCAGUAGGAGUGGAGCCGUGACCAUGAGCUCCAGCCAACCAGCAGCCUGCUCGUGCCAGGCUGCCGCAGGCCGCCCAACCAUUCUUUAUGCACUGCUGAGUCCCAGUCUCAGGGCCAGGCCCUCUCUCCCGCCAUCCCGCAGCCACUGCCUGUGCAGGGAGCAUCGGCCCGUCCAGCUCUGCAGCCCUUAUCGCACCUGCCGGGAGGCCCUGGACGUUCUGGCCAAAACAGUGGCCUUCCUCCGGAACCUUCCGUCCUUCGGCCGCCUGCCGCCCGAGGAUCAGCGGCGGCUGCUGCGUGGCAGCUGGGGCUCCCUCUUUCUGCUGGGUUUGGCCCAAGACAUGGUGACCUUCGAGGUGGCUGAAGCCCCCGUGCCCAGCAUACUCAAGAAGAUCCUGCUGGAGGAGCCCAGCUGUGGGGCCAGCAGGGGCCAGCUCCCCGACAGGCCGCAGCCCUCGCUGGCUGCCGUGCAGUGGCUGCAGUGCUGCCUGGAGUCCUUCUGGAGCCUGGAGCUGGGCCCCAAGGAAUACGCCUACCUGAAAGGGACCAUCCUCUUCAACCCUGGUGUGCCAGGCCUCCAGGCCACCUCCCAUAUCGGGCACUUGCAACAGGAGGCCCACUGGGCGCUGCGUGAAGCUCUGGAGCCCUGGUGCUCAGCAGGCCAAGGCCGCUUGGCCCGAGUCCUUCUCACGGCCUCCACCCUCAAGUCCAUUCCGGCCGGUCUGCUCGGGGACCUCUUUUUCCGCCCCAUCAUUGGAGACCUGGACAUCGCCGGCCUCCUGGAAGACAUGCUCCUGCUGAGGUGACAUGCUGUGGCCCAGGCAGGGGUCAGCCAUAGCCUGCGCAGAUGCUGGCCGUGCCACUUCAGCCUACCUGUCCCUAGGGGUGCCCUGUUGCUCCUGCACAGCCUCUCACUCAGCCACCUCUGGACUUGGACUUCCUUGGCAUGGACGUGGUGCUCCAGCUGUCUGGCAGGCCCUCCGUGGUCUCCAGAGGCUCCGCACCCAGACUCCUGUCCCCUCCUGCUGAUGGCAAAGGACGCUGAAGCUGCUCUUUGGGCUGGGGAAGUCCUGCUGGCUUUGUACAGAACUGAAUUUAAGUUAUUGGUUUUUGUAAUAAAAGGUGUGACACUCUC